GGUAGGGUGCUCUCGGGCGUCGCGUGCUUGUGACGCUACAACACGGUGCGUCGCACGGAUAUGACAUCACUUCCGGGACGGGCAUAGCGGGAGGGAGGCUGGCGCACAGCGGUGACGUCACUCGGAGGCGCCCGCGCUGGCGGCGGGUUGGGGCGCAGGAUGGCAGCGGAGGCCGGACGCGUGCAGAUCUCCUUCCCGCAGCACGCGGCCGCGCUGCUGGACUCGCUGAACCGCCUGAGGCUGGAGGGGAAGUUCUGCGACGUGGCGGUGCACGUGGGGGGCCGCGUCUUCCCCGCCCAUAAAAGCGUCCUGGCGGCCGCCUCGCCGUUCUUCCACGACAAACUGCUGCUGCAGGACGGGAGCCGCCUGCUGCUGCCCGCCGCCAUCGACCCCGACGCCUUCGAGGGGCUCCUGCACCUCAUCUACUCCGGGAGGCUGACGCUGCUGCUGGAGGCGCUGCCGGGGCACCUGCUGGUGGCCAGCGGGCUGCAGAUGUGGCACGUGGUGGAUCAGUGCUCCGCCGUGCUCAGGGAGCUGGAGGGCGGGGGGUGUCGCUGGGGGGGGCGCGGGGACGCGGUGCUUUGCGGGGACCCAUGGCUCUGA
This is a messenger RNA of Phasianus colchicus (ring-necked pheasant), 603 nucleotides long. RefSeq names its product zinc finger and BTB domain containing 9 (gene ZBTB9). NCBI's taxonomy places the organism in Eukaryota, Metazoa, Chordata, Aves, Galliformes, Phasianidae. The record is from RefSeq and is a predicted model, not a curated record. Gene Ontology annotation, molecular function: protein binding; DNA-binding transcription factor activity, RNA polymerase II-specific; RNA polymerase II cis-regulatory region sequence-specific DNA binding. Gene Ontology annotation, biological process: regulation of transcription by RNA polymerase II.